Molecule: messenger RNA, 1446 nt
Organism: Cuscuta europaea
Lineage: Eukaryota; Viridiplantae; Streptophyta; Magnoliopsida; Solanales; Convolvulaceae
Source: the annotation of a GenBank genome assembly
CGCGUCUCCCGCCCAUCUCUAAUCCUCUGCACUCCCGACGUGACUAUAUAAUACCCAUUCCUCCUUUUCCACUUCCAUCUCACUUCCAACUUUCAUUUAUCCAUUCUCCUCUGCUAAUACAACUUUAAUUUCCAAUGGCUUCGACUAAAGCACUUCUCUUUCAGCUGGCCGUACUCGUUCUCUCGAUGGGUCAAAUCUCCCUAGCAGCGAGGCAACUCGCCGACUCAAGCCAGGACCAGUCUUUCCCCUUUCUGUACCACAACGGAUCCCUGCUCACCGGGAAGGUCGCCGUGAACGUAAUUUGGUACGGGAAGUUCACGCCUUCCCAACGCGCCGUCGUUUCUGAUUUCGUCGCGUCUCUGUCUUCCUCCGGCCCGCGGAAGCUCGCCGCCGUCCAGCCCUCGGUGGCCACGUGGUGGAAGGCCACCGAGAAGUACUACGGCGCGCUCAAGUCCAAGAAAGGGUCUUCCCUGCUCCUCUCAUCGGGGGUUCAGAUCCUUGACGAGGAUUACUCGCUGGGGAAGUCUCUGAAGAACGGAGAUAUUCACAAGCUCGCCGCGCAGGGCGGCCAGAAGAACGCGGUCAACGUCGUUUUGACCGCUUCCGAUGUCAUGGUGGACGGCUUUUGUACGAGCAGGUGCGGGACCCACGGUUCGUCGUUGAGUUCCAAGAUUGCCCCUGCCGGAGGGAAGAACUACAAGUUUGCCUACAUCUGGGUGGGGAACUCCGAGGCUUCGUGCCCCGGGAAGUGCGCGUGGCCCUUCCACCAGCCCAUUUAUGGCCCGCAGGCCCAACCCUUGGUGGCGCCCAAUAACGAUGUGGGCUUGGAUGGGAUCAUCAUCAACUUGGCGAGCCUGUUGGCUGGGACCGUUACGAACCCGUUCGGAACCGGAUUCUUCCAGGGUCCGGCUGACGCGCCGCUUGAAGCCGCCUCGGCUUGUACCGGGGUUUACGGAAGUGGGGCCUACCCUGGCUACGCCGGCAACCUGUUGGUGGACCCUACCACCGGUGCCAGUUUCAAUGCGUUCGGCGUAAAUGGCCGGAAGUAUUUGCUGCCGUCGUUGUUCGAUCCUUCGACCUCAACGUGUUCUACGUUGGUUUAAUGUAGUUUUGUCAAUUUUCACCCAGAACGUUUGGAAAUUAUGAUCACAAAAUAUUCUUUGAUUCAUUUGUUCUUUCUUAUUAACGAUUCAUUUACUCUGACUAUAGUACUGUAUUAAUUAAUAAAUGGUGUUAUAUUUCUUCAAAAAAAAAAUUGAGCCGUAUUAUAAUGGUGUUAUAUUUCUUCAUUUCCAGACUGCCUUUAUUCAGCAACAUUGGAAUACAGAUCUACUAUCUUCCUUAUCUCAUUAAUUUCAACAUUGGAAUAUAUACAUUAUUCAUGUACUUUACUUUAAUUACAUUUUUUGAAAAAUAUUGUUGAAUUCGUCUUAUUACUAAGUUUUA